This is a messenger RNA of Leptonychotes weddellii (Weddell seal), 1542 nucleotides long. Its product is annotated as HLA class II histocompatibility antigen, DO alpha chain. The record is from RefSeq and is a predicted model, not a curated record. NCBI's taxonomy places the organism in Eukaryota, Metazoa, Chordata, Mammalia, Carnivora, Phocidae. Gene Ontology annotation, cellular component: membrane; MHC class II protein complex. Gene Ontology annotation, biological process: antigen processing and presentation; immune response.
CCCACACCCAGAAUUACUUGGUUAAAGCACCAGGGCAAUGGUCCUCAGUGGGGGGCUUGUCCUGGGACUCCACACCUUGAUGAGACUCCUGAGCCCCCACGAAACUGGGGCCAUCAAGGCUGAUCACAUGGGCUCCUAUGGACCAGCCUUCUACCAAACCUACGGUGCCUCGGGUCAGUUUGCCCAUGAAUUUGAUGGGGAACAGCUGUUCUCCGUGGAACUGAAGAAGAGGGAGGCCGUGUGGCGUUUGCCUGAGUUUGGCAACUUCGCCCACUUUGACCCACAGAAUGGGCUGGCCAGCAUCGCAGUGAUCAAAGCCCAUCUGGAUGUCUUGGUGGAACGCUCCAACCGCACCAGAGCCACCAACGUGCCUCCGAGGGUGACUGUACUCCCCAAGUUUCGAGUGGAGCUGGGCCAGCCCAACAUUCUCAUCUGCAUUGUGGACAACAUCUUCCCUCCUGUGAUCAAUAUCACCUGGCUGCGCAACGGUCAAAUAAUCAGCGAGGGGGUGGCCCAGACCAGCUUCUAUUCCCAGCCUGACCAUCUGUUCCGCAAGUUCUGCUACCUGACCUUCGUGCCCUCUGCAGACGACAUGUAUGACUGCAAGGUGGAGCACUGGGGUCUGGAUGAGCCGCUCCUCAGGCACUGGGAGCCCCAGGUGCCUAUCCCAGUGCCAGACACCACCGAGACUCUGAUCUGUGCCCUCGGCCUGGCUCUCGGCCUGGUGGGCUUCCUUGUGGGCACCAUCCUCAUCAUCAGAGGCACAUGCUUGUCCAGAGCCCGCAGGUAAUGAACCUUCUAAGAAAGAAAGAUUGUGGGAGACGCUCUAUGGAUUCAUUGCAAGUCUCUGUCAGCCCUUGCAUACUCAGUGCCUCAGUCUACUAAGUAUAUCCCUACUGCGGGGACUUUGGAUGGGAUCAAACCCUGUGCUAUAGGUCUCCUCUCUUAGACCUGGUACUCAUCGCAGGACUUGUGGGGCAGCAACUAGCUCCCCUUCUCACCCCCAACACACACACACACCCCUUUCUUGCUCUAACCAAAGCUCUGGCUAGCAGCAGUAAAUGGUGUUUGUACUGUAUCCUUCCUACCAGGUCCUGGCCAGUUCUCCCAGGGUGUGAGGGAUGCUAGGAACCUAGAAGAGGGGAUUCCAGGUGAUGGCCAUUGAGCAGGACUAUUUCAUACUGGGGACUGGCAGCCAUCCUCAGGCCAAUUCAGCUAUGUCUUGUUCCAUUUGAGCUAUCCAUUGUGUGUUAGUUGUGAAUGGGCCAUUUCACAAGGACUUCAUGAAAUUUACUUACUGAAUUCAGAUUUGCCCCCAAAGGAGUUUUCAAGAGAGGAAACGUUCAUGGAAAUUCUGCUCUUGUCCAGAUUUACUUUGUAAUGAAGAAGCCAUAUGUAUCCAGCCAUGAUUUACAGUGUCGUCUCCUUUUUCUACAUCCCCUAGAGUCCCAGGCAUGACAAAGAGAGGUCCAAGGCUUGGAUAAGAGGGUUACUUCCUGAGACACCUGGGUGGCUCAGUAGGUCAAGCAUCUGCCUUUGGCU